GUAAAAGGAUCAUGCAGCAACAUCAUACAGCAACACUUUAAGAAGAAGUAGAAGAAGAAAUAAACAAGCUAAAUUUGAUGAUUUAAUAUUAUGUCAGGUUCAAAGUCAGCAGUUAGACUGUGACUCUGUUGCAUAAGUGUUAUUGAAGAUAACAUGAACUGCCUUGAACUUCCUCCUCAUUCAAAGCGACAUGCUGAGAGAAGCAUGCUUGAGGAACAUGCUUACUCAAGAUACAGAGUGGAAUAUUUCCUUUGCUGGAUGCGGGUUUUUGGGAAUUUAUUAUUUUGGAGUGUACAGUUGUCUGUUGGAACGGGCUCAACACCUAAUUAAAAGUACCAGAAGAAUUUGCGGUGCUUCAUCAGGAGCGCUGAUAGCAGCUAUGAUAGUGUGCCAAAUGUCACCAGCAAAGUGCUGUGAAAAUCUGAUGGCAAUAGCCAAAGAGGCUCGAAAAGGCAUGUUGAGUUCCAUGCAUCCCUCCUUUAACCUGCUGAAGUUAACCAGGCAGCUGAUGAUCCGAGACCUGCCUGAUAAUGCUCACCUUCUUGCCAGUGGGAAACUGUUUGUGUCGCUCACACGGCUUUCAGAUGGGAAGAACGUGCUGGUGUCUGAGUUCACCAGCAGAGAUGAUCUCAUCCAGGCUUUAUUUUGUAGCUGUUUUUUCCCUGUUUACUGUGGAGUGGUGCCACCUUGCUAUCAUGGCACUCACUAUGUAGAUGGUGCUUUGAGUGAUAGCACUCCAUAUUCCAGUCUGAAGAAUACCAUCACUGUCUCACCUUUCUCUGGUGAAAGUGACAUCUGUCCAGAUGACAACCCAGUCUACUGCCAGGAAGUGAGACAUUGCAAUAUGAGCAUUAAUGUCAACUUGGCUAAUGUGCACCGUGUAAUCCAAGCGUUUUUCCCACCAGAACCUGAGGUUAUGGCAGAGAUCUGUAACAAUGGAUACAAAGAUGCGCUCGUGUAUCUGAAAGAAAACGAUCUCUUAGAACAUGAUUCAUUUAUCACUGAAUUUAUAGCAAAUCACAAACUGAACCGAUCAACGAGAGGAAAGAGCUCUGUAUUGGACAAAAACCUGCUGCCUGUGCCCGUCCAGAAAGUCUUUUCUGAUGCUAGUACAAAGAAACAUGGAAGGAAGCGUGAACUGUUUGCAUUGAAGUUGCUCACAUCCAUACUGAUGGUGUGCAUUUUGCCUUUAGAGGUCGUCGGCUUCAUUCUUCUGAGACUCGCUAGCUGGAUGGUGGAGAUGGCAUCUGACCUUCUGCGGAGAUACAGAUGGAUGAAACUGUCCAGUUAAAGGUAUAACUGACCAGAUCAUCGACAGUCCACUAUCAUGUCUACGUCUGCUCCUGAUUCGUUUUUUUGGAUCGGGGUAACAGUAAAAAUUUACACAAAGCACAAAUGUAUACUAGGCAGCAAAGCAGAAAAAGGAAAUAUUUACAAAUGUGCACCCACCUUCUUCUUCUUCUGAAGUGUUUUUGUCCUUAGUAAUGUAAUUGCAAUGAGAAAUAAAGAACUAAUUGUGCUGAAGAUACAUAUUACACCUGAAUAAGUUGAGCACGAUAAAAUUUUAAUAGAGGAAAAAUGUAAUCAUGUGUACAAUAAGAGCAACAAAAUAGCACCAAGAGGGUUUUAUAUAAACAGUAAAAGCACAGUAAAUCAAAGCUUUUCAAAUUUCACACAGUACCAUGCGUCAUAAAAAUGGUGUGUUACAGUACUUGAGAAGGCGGCGUGACCAUCUUGACUUUGUAAAUUCAUGUCACAGGAGACAACUACUCCACAAAUACCAAUAAACACCACCAGCAGUCA
Messenger RNA from Tachysurus fulvidraco (yellow catfish), 1803 nucleotides. RefSeq names its product patatin-like phospholipase domain-containing protein 2. Gene Ontology annotation, biological process: triglyceride catabolic process; lipid homeostasis. NCBI's taxonomy places the organism in Eukaryota, Metazoa, Chordata, Actinopteri, Siluriformes, Bagridae. The coding region runs from base 191 to 1291 and encodes 366 amino acids. The record is from RefSeq and is a predicted model, not a curated record. Gene Ontology annotation, molecular function: triacylglycerol lipase activity. The transcript is spliced from 9 exons. Gene Ontology annotation, cellular component: membrane; lipid droplet; cytoplasm.